UCAUCUCCCUGUACUUAUAAAACGUUCUUCCAAGAAGAAGUCGCUUCCAAGCUCAAAGCUGGUUUUCUCUCUUUCAUUUCCAUCCAUCGCUGCGCUUUUUAAGUAAUCCGGAAAUGGGGGAAGAAGGUUGCAAGAUUGCAAAGGAUGUUAGUGAAUUAAUAGGUAAUACUCCAUUGGUAUAUCUCAAUAACGUUGUGGAUGGAUGUGUCGCCCGGAUUGCUGCUAAGCUGGAGAUGAUGGAGCCAUGCUCCAGCGUCAAAGACAGGAUUGGGUAUAGUAUGAUCGCCGAUGCAGAGGAGAAAGGGCUUAUCACACCAGGGAAGAGUGUCCUGAUUGAGCCAACAAGUGGUAACACGGGGAUUGGGUUGGCCUUCAUAGCAGCGACUAAGGGUUACAAAGUCAUCCUUACCAUGCCAGCCUCCAUGAGCCUUGAGAGAAGAAUCAUUCUCCGAGCCUUUGGAGCCGAGUUGGUCCUUACAGACCCCGCUAAGGGCAUAAAGGGCGUACUUCAGAAGGCUCAGGAGCUGUUGGAAAAGACACCCAAUGGUUAUAUUCUUCAACAGUUUGAAAAUCCUGCCAACCCGAAGAUUCAUUAUGAGACAACUGGACCGGAGAUUUGGAAAGGCUCGGGCAGGAAAGUUGAUGCUCUUGUUUCUGGUAUUGGAACUGGGGGUACAAUAACAGGUGCUGGGAAAUUCCUCAAAGAGCAAAAUCCUGCGAUCAAGCUGUAUGGAGUGGAACCAGUUGAAAGUGCAGUUUUGUCUGGAGGAAAGCCUGGCCCACAUAAGAUCGCAGGUAUUGGUGCUGGUCUUAUUCCUGAUGUUUUGGAAGUUAACCUUAUCGAUGAAGUUAUCCAAAUCUCAAGUGAUGAAGCUAUUGAAACCACAAAGCUUCUUGCGCUGAAAGAAGGAUUACUGGUUGGGAUAUCAUCUGGAGCGGCUGCUGCUGCUGCAAUUAAGAUUGCAAAGAGGCCAGAAAAUGCUGGGAAGCUCAUUGUCGCGGUUUUCCCCAGCUCCGGAGAGCGCUAUCUGUCAACUGUGCUAUUCGAGUCUGUGAAGCAGGAGGUAGAGAACAUGGUUUUCGAACCGUGAAAGGCUUUGCUUCUUUUGGGCCAUGUAAUGCUUGUUUCAAUAAAAUCUGUAAAAGCCUUUUGAAGGUUGUAAUUAGAAGACAGGUGCAGUCAUAGUAGGAUUAGCAGUGGAAAUGGAGUUGCUGUUAUCAAUCAAGAACAGAAGAUUUUAGUGUAUAUUUGCUGCACACAUUCCACUUGGCAGGUGUCUGUAAUGGAUCCGGGCCGCUUGUUAGGUGGGCCACAAGUGUAAGCUGAACAUACACCAUAGGUAAACGUUCAUUUUUCUUA
Magnolia sinica is the source of this 1360-nucleotide messenger RNA. RefSeq names its product cysteine synthase-like. The transcript has 11 exons. Gene Ontology annotation, molecular function: cysteine synthase activity. The coding region runs from base 114 to 1091 and encodes 325 amino acids. Gene Ontology annotation, cellular component: cytoplasm. The record is from RefSeq and is a predicted model, not a curated record. NCBI's taxonomy places the organism in Eukaryota, Viridiplantae, Streptophyta, Magnoliopsida, Magnoliales, Magnoliaceae.